Miscanthus lutarioriparius is the source of this 651-nucleotide messenger RNA. The record is from the annotation of a GenBank genome assembly. Lineage: Eukaryota; Viridiplantae; Streptophyta; Magnoliopsida; Poales; Poaceae.
AUGGCCAUCCUGGGCGCCCUCAAGCUCGCCCCGUCUCCACCCGCCCUCGCCGGAGCCGCGCCACCGGCGACGUCUACGCCCGCGCGCUCCUCGGUGCACUUCCACCUCGCCAAUGCCGGCGCCGCCGCGCUCGUCGCCGCAUCGCUCCUCGUCGCCGACCCCGCCGUGGCUUUCAUUGUCCGCCCGCCGUUUACUUACCCUGCCUUGUUUCUGCUGUCCUCCCAAGGAGGAGGCCCGUAUGGGAAGCAGGUGACGCGGGGGCAGGACCUCACCGGCAAGGACUUCAGCGGCCUGACGCUCGUCAAGCAGGACUUCAAGACGUCUAUACUGAGGCAGGCGAACUUCAAAGGCGCGAACCUGCUCGGCGCGAGCUUCUUCGAUGCAGACCUCACAAGCUUUGACCUCUCUGAUGCUGAUCUUCGAGGCGCCGAUUUCUCGCUGGCGAAUUUAACAAAGACAAACUUAUCAAAUGCCAACUUGGAAGGGGCACUUGUCACAGGAAACACUUCUUUCAAAGGUGCCAACAUAACUGGGGCAGAUUUUACCGAUGUCCCGCUGCGAGACGAUCAACAGGAAUACCUCUGUAAAAUUGCUGACGGAGUGAAUUCAACCACUGGGAACACCACCAAGGAGACUCUGUUCUGCAGCUGA